UUCGUUCGCGAUCCGCCGUCGUGCAUGCUUGUGUUUUACGAGACACUAGUUUAUUUUAACUUUUCCGUUUUAAACAUUAUUUUAAAUGUUUAAAAGGUACUUAAUUUAAACAUAGUUAAGUUAGUGAAGUCAUUCGGAUUGUUUAAUACAGUGCUACCUGCAAUUGUGCCUUAUACAAAUUGGAAUUCGGAUGGAAUCUACCAAAAGUGAUUCGGUGUGUUCACUGUUCAGUGCCCAUUGGAUUUGAAAGUUUAAUAUCGUGUUGAAGCUGUACCAAACCGUGGCCUCCAGGAAGCAGGCCGGUGGAACGAGCGACAGUCCACCAAAAACUGUUCAGUCAAUGUGUUUAUUGGAAAAGCGUGAAAAGCUUACUCCUCUAAACAUGACUAUAGCAACGAGACUGCCGUCACAAAAUGCGUGUGUUGAAGUGGGGGUCCCACUUAGCAACUGGUCGACUGGCGUUGCAUGCUGUCCCAACUGCAAACAUGAGCUGCGAGUGUCGCUGGCAUGCUCCAAACACGUGCAGUCACCUGUGACACCCCUGACUCCGACAUUAACCAUCCAGCCGACUUACUUGCCACACUCACCACUCUACACUCCAUCGUCACCGUUAAUACCUUCACCGUACAAUGAUGAACUAAGAAGGCUAGCAGAUACAUUAAGAGCUUUAAGAUUAUCCGGAUGGUAUUAUGGGAACCUUGACUGGCAGGGGGCGAGGAAUCUUUUGAAGGAUGCAAGUGUUGGUGCCUUCCUCGUCAGAGACUCGGGAGACCGGAAUUUCAUAUUCUCACUCUCCACACAGACAGAGCGAGGUCCCACGUCGGUCAGACUUCAUUAUGAGCAGGGUUUCUUUAGGCUAGACUGUGACCGACCCUUAGCGAGGUAUAUGCCCCGGUUUCGAUGUGUCGUCGAGCUGGUACAUUACUACAUAAGGAUGGGAGAGAGAGGGACAGAGAAUACAGUGUGGGUAGAUCGGGAAGGCUGUCAACACUCCCCUGUCCUCCUCAAAUCACCUCUGAAAAAAUCACCACCGUCACUCCUCCACCUAUCUCGGCUAGCAGUACAUAGGACGCUCGACUCGAAUCCCUUAACGCCAAAACUGUGGACGGCACCGAGGCAUAGGCUCCUACCCCUGCCCUCGACGUUAAUAGACUAUCUCGGGGAAUAUCCAUACUCAAUCUAAUGUUCAAUAAUUGUGUCAGAGUGAUGCCUAGCGAAGAUAUUAGGGUAUUAGGUAAAUGUGUAGCUGUUUUAAGUUAAGAAUGUGUUGUGUACAAAUAUUAUUCCUAAUUGCUAGUACAGGAUGCUAGAGUAGGGCAGGAACCUUUACCGUAAUAGUUGUAUGUUAACUCUAAGUAUUGAUAUGGGACUCAAUUAUUGUAUUAGCUAAAUAUUUAUACAGAUAAAAUAAUACUGUCUGUAAUCUGUAUA
Molecule: messenger RNA, 1431 nt
Organism: Aricia agestis (brown argus)
Lineage: Eukaryota; Metazoa; Arthropoda; Insecta; Lepidoptera; Lycaenidae
Gene: SOCS2-12
Product: suppressor of cytokine signaling 2-like
Exons: 4
Coding region: 341-1183 (280 amino acids)
Biological process (GO): intracellular signal transduction; phosphatidylinositol phosphate biosynthetic process
Cellular component (GO): phosphatidylinositol 3-kinase complex
Molecular function (GO): 1-phosphatidylinositol-3-kinase regulator activity
Source: RefSeq, a predicted model, not a curated record